Molecule: messenger RNA, 907 nt
Organism: Aspergillus aculeatinus CBS 121060
Lineage: Eukaryota; Fungi; Ascomycota; Eurotiomycetes; Eurotiales; Aspergillaceae
Exons: 6
Coding region: 1-855 (284 amino acids)
Source: RefSeq, a predicted model, not a curated record
AUGACAAGUGGAAGCAGGAAUCAAGCACCGGCCAUUAUACUUACUUUUCUGCAUCCAGAUUCUCAGAAAGAUCUACCAUAUCGCCGUCGAGCCGACUGCAUUGUACAAGGAGGCUACAAUUCUGGUACCGAUGUGAAGCUUCGCAUUGGGAAUGGUGGUGCUGGGCAGAGUGGACUUAUUGAGGCCCUGGCAGAUACUUUCAUCAAGGCGAGCGUGGAAAACGGUUCUGCACCAUUCAAGGUCGCCUGGUACAAGAGUCACACAACAUCGCUUGCCAUCCGACAGCGCGUGGCCGAGGGCCCUUCCUGGUACGCCUGGCGCGACUACUCUCUGCUGGUUGGCCCUCACUUCAACCCAGUUCGACUGAACAAGACCGACGACAUCUUGACCAUGUUCUCCAGCCUCUACACCGCGGCCGAGAACGACAGCGCCCCUGUUCGUACCAGGUUCCUCUCACGGUAUGACAAGUCCACCACCAACAUCAAGGAAUCCGACCUCUGGAUUGGCAUUGGACAGGUUCCAUGGGCGACGACAUACUCCACGUGGUACCAUCAGUACAUCGCUUAUUAUGUUCAGGCGCUGACCGCCGCCAUCCUUCUGGAGGAGUACACUGUUACGGAUCGCGGCACCUAUCUCACAAUCUCAGAGGAUCUGCAGAGCCAGACGGCCAUCUAUAAGGCGGGGACCGACAGUUCCGGUGACCCUUUGCUCAACCCUGCCCACAUCUCGUUUGCCCAGUGGAUUCGAAGCAGUGAAGGACAGGCUGUUAUUACUGGUUUCAAGAAGAACGGACGGCAGCUGUACACGGGUGCCCCGGCUAACAAGACUGCCCAUUUUGAAGACCUUUGCCGAUGAAGGGAGUACUUAGAAGGGGUUAUACAUGCUCAAGUGAUUAUGAAGCUAGUAA